Molecule: messenger RNA, 1575 nt
Organism: Baudoinia panamericana UAMH 10762
Lineage: Eukaryota; Fungi; Ascomycota; Dothideomycetes; Mycosphaerellales; Teratosphaeriaceae
Exons: 6
Coding region: 1-1575 (524 amino acids)
Biological process (GO): transmembrane transport; carbohydrate transport
Cellular component (GO): membrane
Molecular function (GO): carbohydrate:proton symporter activity
Source: RefSeq, a predicted model, not a curated record
AUGGCGUUUAACAAGCAGACCGAUGUGGCGGCGGUGUCGGAACAGUCCGAGGUCAAGAGGUUGCUCGACCUGGAUACGGUUUCUUGGUGGAAGCGUCCGAACCUUAGGCGGCUGUAUCUCUGCCUUGUGCCUGCCGUUCUGGGUGUCGAGAUGACCUCUGGUUACGACGGCAGCAUCCUGAACGGUCUUCAGGCAGUCCAGCCAUGGCUCGAUUACUUCGGGAAACCAAGCGGUGCCCUUCUCGGCGCCAUCACGGCAGCUUUUAGCAUAGGCGCCGUGAUCGCCUUGCCCAUUGUUCCCGUGGUCAACGACAGGGUUGGACGAAAGCACAGUAUCACCAUUGGCUCCUUGAUUAUCAUUGUUGGCGUCAUUCUCCAGACUGCCUCCGUCGAUCUGGCCAUGUUCCUCGUCGCUCGACUGCUCCUUGGUGUCGGCAUCCCUUUCUGUAUCUCCGGUGCUUCCCAGCUUAUCGCUGAGCUCACUUUCCCGAAACACUCCAGCGUCCUCAACGGUCUAUUCAACGAGUCUUGGUACGCUGGUGCGAUCAUUGCUGCAGGUGUCACGCUAGGCACAUACGCGAUUCCGAACAACUGGUCGUGGCGCAUCCCGUCGCUCCUUCAGAUCGUGCCUUCGAUGCUACAAAUGACUUUCAUUUGGUUCAUCCCAGAAAGCCCUCGUUGGCUUGUCUCGCGUGACCGCAGCGACGAAGCAUUCGAAAUCCUGGUCAAGUAUCACGCUGAAGGCGACCGCAACAGCGCGCUUGUCCAUGCCGAAUUCGCCGAAAUCCAGGCAACCGUGCGCCACGAGAUGGAGAACUCCAAGCGGCACUGGGUAGAGCUGCUCCAGACGCCUGGCAACCGGAAGCGUGUACUCAUCGCCGCGUGCGUUGGCACCUUCUCACAGUGGUCCGGCAACGGCCUCGUUUCGUAUUACCUUGCCAAAGUGUUAGCGACGGUUGGCAUCACCAAGAAGAAGAUCCAGAAUGAGAUAAACCUUGGACUUACUUGCUGGAAUCUUGUCACAGGUGUAACUGGAGCCUUUCUCACGAAGAAGAUCAACCGCCGUACACAGUAUCUCAUUGCCUUCGUUGGCAUGACUGUCCUUUUCGCUUGCUGGACGGGCGCAAGCGCCGACUAUGCCAAAACCAAGAACCAGUACGCUGCUGGCGCCGUCGUCGCGAUGCGACAGAUCUUUGUUUACUAUAUGUUCUACACCAUCAUGCAUCCUUUGACCUACGUCUUCGUCACCGAAGUGUUUCCGUUCGUACACCGUGCAAAGGGUGUUGCCUUGACACAGUUCUUCUCGCGUGGAGCAGCGUCCUUCAACAGCUUUGUCAACCCGAUCGCUCUGGGCGCAAUCGGUUGGAAGUUAUACAUUGUUUAUGUUGCCUGGCUGGCCAUAGAGACCACCAUCAUCUUCUUCCUAUACCCCGAGACGAAGGGCCCGACACUCGAAGAGCUCGGAAGACUGUUCGAAGAUGUUAACCCGAUGGUUAAAGGACAUUUGGAUCUGGAGAGGAACGAGAAAGCUGAGGACUCUCAUGUUACCUACGUGGAGGACCAGCCGAAGAUGUAG